Chara braunii is the source of this 1791-nucleotide messenger RNA. The record is from the annotation of a GenBank genome assembly. NCBI's taxonomy places the organism in Eukaryota, Viridiplantae, Streptophyta, Charophyceae, Charales, Characeae.
GUAAAGCAGUGGACAAGCUAGGGAGGGACGCGCUCCAUCUCACUUUCUGUCCGGCGGACGACCGUUCUAGUGUGGGCACACACACACGCAGAGAGAGAGAGAGAGAGAGAGAGAGAGAGAGAGAGAGAGAGAGAGAGGAGACGGUGCAAGCUGAAGUUGGCAAUGGCUAUGGCGGUGGGACGCCGUUACAGUUGGCUGGCACUUCGUCGUCGUCCAUGUGUAGCGCAACCAGCGGCCAUGAACAUGGCUGCGGUUGUGCUGACGACUGUGACGGCUAUGGUUGCAGCGUUGUCUUUUCUUCCAGGAUCUCAUGGCUAUGGCGUCACAGACUUUCUGACGGCUUACACGGAUCCCGGCGUGAGUCGCAUUGAGGUGACUGGAGAUGUUAUUCUCACGAGCGGUCUGCCGGAGCUUAACAGAUCGCUAACCAUCGUCGGGAUCGGGACGAAACGACCUGUCAUCGACGGUAGAGGGAAAUACAGCGGCAUUAGCAUGUCAGGGUUCAAUCUAACGGUCAAGAAUGUGGAGUUCAGGAAUCUGCUGAACAGCGGGAGCAGCGGAGGGGGAGCUAUCUACACUUCCCUGGCUACGUUGGUAAUUGAGAGCUGUGUUUUCAGGGGCAAUAAGGCAAGAAAUACGAGCGGUGAAACAAUGGAUACGGCGGCGCGGUAUGCGCACAGGGAUCGGAUGGGAGAGUCCUGGGGAAGCAUAACGGACUGCCAGUUUUUGAGAAAUAAAGCGGGAAAGCGAGGCGGCGCCGUCGCUCCGAGGCCUGGAGUCGUGGACGUUAAGGGAUGCACUUUCGAUGGGAACAAAGCCGCCGGCGACGAAGGCGCAGGAGCUUUGUCUUGCUCCAAAGCGUCGUGCGUCGUGUCCAACAACGUGUUUAAGAACAACGCCGCGACCUCGAUGUCGGGAUUGGGAGGCGCGGUCCGUUUCUACGGCGCAGACGAAGGGGUCGCGGCUCUCUGCAAAGGCAACAGCUUCUCCGGGAACAUCGCAAAUGGGAACCGAUCAUCUGAUAACCUCUAUGUAUUUCUAGUCGAGGGAGGUGUCGCGGAGAUCUGUGAUGCCCAACCGCCACCACUUACGCUCAUCAAGCUGGAGGGCGCCUCGAGCGUGAGGUACAACGAAUGUGGAGGAUGCUGACGAUUUUCGACACCUUGGUAAUAAUUAUUAUUAGAUACGGCCGCGCGCAGCGGGAAGCACAAAGAAUGGCGAUGUCGACGUGGCUUGCUUGUGACCGAUGAUGACGUGGCUGUACGAUCGAUGAGGCCUCCGGCAGCAAAUUAGCCCGUACUUCACACAAGGUCUUUUGUACUUAGGCUCUCGCCGCACGGCACACGAAACGGAAACGAAGCGAGCGCAUCUGCCCACGAAAGGUGGCACAACACACGCGUUACUAUUUAUAGUAAACCGAUGAACCUGGCCAUUUUCUGCAGGCAGACGCACUCGUUUCGUUUUUCGUUUCGUGUCCCGUGCGGCGACGCCCUUACUGUAGUUAGGGAGGUAGUUGCGGCCAUACAGACCUAGAUCCCGCCGAAAAUGAUGGGACUGUCAGCUGCGGCGACGCCCUUACGUCAGAUGCCUUUAACAUACACUGUCAGCUGGUGGGACUACGCCGUUGCCACGGCUGUGGACUGAGGGUGAUGUGACUCGAAUCUGCGGAUAUUGAUUUCUGAGGAAGGAUUGAUUCACGAUGAAGCUGACCAACAACAAUCUAUGUAGGCGUUAAUGAACUUGAUGUAUGUUGUAACUUCCCAAUCGCAGCUGCGCUAAGCUAACCAGUUA